Lachancea nothofagi CBS 11611 is the source of this 1569-nucleotide messenger RNA. Lineage: Eukaryota; Fungi; Ascomycota; Saccharomycetes; Saccharomycetales; Saccharomycetaceae. The record is from the annotation of a GenBank genome assembly.
AUGAGCCUUUACGGCGACCUAGAUGAUCCCUGGAAGACCGAUCAAGCUCUCAAUCCACCUGCUGCACAGAAUGAGUGGGCUAGUUUGAACUCUGAUACGUUAGCUGGUUCUCAUACUUUACAUAGUGAGACUCUAAUAUCGGGCGUAGGCGCAGUUUCAUUGCGACCAGACAAUUCAAAUGCGGCGAGGCUCCAAGUCGAUGGCUCUAGUUUGCUUAUGGGUCAACAAGACGGCUCGUCCCAUGUGGAAUGGGGCGACACUGUGGGUGAAGUUAACAACCAGGUAUCUGAGGGUUUAUCUACUGGCAAUUUGAUUAGCGGUGCUCCCUUCACUGGCGCUGAGACUCGCUCUACUGCAGGUGAUGCUAAUGAAGACUACGAAGCUUGGUCAAAUGUAGUGAGAAAGGCAUAUGACCCUCUCUCUACUGAUAUCGUACUCGUCGAAGAAAUUCCCGAAAGGGAAGGCUUGUUAUUCAAACACACGAAUUAUUUGGUUAGGCACUUAGUUGACAUUCCCGAUACUGAGCCGUCAAGUGAUAAAAGCGUAAUAAGAAGAUACUCCGAUUUUGUUUGGUUGCAAGAGGUACUGCUGAAGAAAUAUCCUUUUAGAACCAUACCAGACCUUCCUCCCAAAAGAAUCGGAUCUUCCACUUCCGAUCUCACAUUUCUCGUUAAAAGGCGAAAUGGGUUAUCGCGGUUCAUUAAUUUGGUCGUCAAACACCCGGUUUUGAGGAAGGAUGACCUUGUCUUGACAUUUCUAACCGUCCCAACCGAUCUUCUAAGUUGGAGAAAGAACGCUAGUUAUGAUACCACGGAAGAAUUUACAGAUAAAAAGAUAAGUUCCUCCUUUAUCAAAAUGUGGCAUAAGAAUAUGGCUGAGAGGUGGAAUGAUGCAGAUUCGUCCAUAGACGCGGCCUUGGAUAUUUGGGCUAAGAUUACAAUAUUGGUGGAAAGACACGAGAAACGAUUGAAAUUCAUAGGCCAAGACAGGAUGUUGCUUGCCUCGAUGUUGGAUGACUUUACCGAGAAUACCACACGCUUAUAUGCCACCGACAAUGGGAUGGUUUCUGAUAUCAACGAUCAUUUGGGUAUGGUUGCCAAGCGCUUGCAUUCCUGCAAUGCCUUGAUAGCUGCAGAAAACCAGGAAAUGAAUGCAGAUUUAUCACCACGCUUCAAGACCUUUAUUGAUAUACUUCUCGCACUUAAGGGUUUGUUUGAAAGAUAUAAGAUAAUGGCAGGCAACAAUGUUCCGCAAUUACAAAGGCGCAUUGAAGUCAACACCGAACGCAUGGAACAAAUGAAAGGGAAGCCUGAUUUGAAGGGUGCAGACUACGAUAGAAUAAAGCAAAGCAUUCAGAGGGACCGUAGGUCUAUUGCUGAACAGAUGAAUAAAAGUUGGUUGGUAAGAGAAUGUAUUCUUGAGGAAUAUGUGUUUUUUCAGGAAACACAAUUUCUGAUUUCUGAUAUCUUCCAACGUUGGGCUAGGUUAAACAUGAAAUACAUGGAACUGAAUUCAAACGAAUGGGAAACAAUACUGGACCGUAUCGAGUCGAUGCCCACGUCAAGAUGA